Messenger RNA from Homalodisca vitripennis (glassy-winged sharpshooter), 2186 nucleotides. RefSeq names its product serine/threonine-protein kinase greatwall (gene gwl). The record is from RefSeq and is a predicted model, not a curated record. Lineage: Eukaryota; Metazoa; Arthropoda; Insecta; Hemiptera; Cicadellidae. Gene Ontology annotation, biological process: peptidyl-serine phosphorylation; intracellular signal transduction. The transcript is spliced from 14 exons. Gene Ontology annotation, molecular function: ATP binding; protein serine/threonine kinase activity. Gene Ontology annotation, cellular component: nucleus. The coding region runs from base 337 to 2115 and encodes 592 amino acids.
AAGCGCCAUUUCAGUGUUUGCUGAGUGAGCAGUCGUUAAUUGACGACAGCUGCAACUUCAGCUUGACUCAGAUAUGUUUGUAUGGUCAGUGGCUCAAUAGUUUGAAUUUGAACUUUUGAGAAGUUUAUGAUCGCAUUUCAUUUUUAUCACAUUUCUGUUUAUGUGUAAAAUAUUUUGUUGUGUUUAUUUUAUUAGCCAUAUAAACAAAUUAAGGUUACAAAAAUGUUUAAAUAGUUGUGAAAAAUUAGUUCUUUUUCGAUAAAUAGUAUUUUUUAUUUGUUUUAUCAAAAUAAUUUCAUUAAAUAAGGUAGCAGUCAGCAACAAACGGUUAGAAAUAUGUUGUGUGAGAAGAAGGACACACAGUCUGGGAGUUCACAGAUUAUUCUGAAAACGAUUGUCAGUCAAACUCUUGAUGCUAGUGUGAAGGCUCCUGAAAUCCAAGAUUUUAAUAUUUUAAAACCUAUAAGCAGAGGGGCAUAUGGGAAAGUAUUUUUAGGAAUGAAGAAAGCCCAUCCUGAACAAAUGUACGCUAUUAAAGUAAUGAAAAAGUGUGAGAUGAUAAAUAAGAAUAUGGUCAGUCAAGUGGUAAAUGAAAGAAAUGCAUUGGCAUUAUCGAGGAGUCCAUUUUGUGUGCAAUUGUUCUAUUCACUGCAGACUGCAUCAUGUAUAUAUCUAGUGAUGGAAUACAUGGUUGGUGGAGAUUUGAAGUCCCUUCUCAGCCGUUAUGGGUUCUUUGAUGAAGAUAUGGCCACAUUCUAUAUUGCAGAAGUUGUCUUGGCUCUUUUGUAUCUUCACAGUCAUGGGAUCGUGCACAGAGAUCUGAAACCUGACAACAUGCUCCUGGCUCAGUCUGGUCACCUCAAACUGACGGACUUCGGGCUGAGCAAGAUCUCACUUCAUAGAGACUUGGAGAUAGAGGAUCUGGUAAAUGGGACACCUUACCAGGGCACUUCUCGUACUCCUGGUCAGCUCUUGUCUCUCACUUCUCAUCUGUCAUUUGGUUCCAAUGGAGGCACGCCCAGUAAGACAAACGUAACGGUGCGCCAGAAUGAAUCUCGCCUGUCAGGCAUCAGCCCGUUCCAGUCAGCAGAGCACUAUCUACGCCAUGACGAGACCUCCUUGUCCUACCACACUUGUGAGGAGUGUUCCACCGGUCAUUGUAGCCACGAGAGUAAAGAGAACACUGUGUGGACACCAUCACCUCUCUCACGCUCCAGAUCGUUUAAGCGGCCAGGGUCACGUCGGAAGCGCAAGCGGAUGGAACACUUAGAUGGACUCUUCAAUGACUCAACACCUCCUGCAGCCCUGUCCAGUAACCUGACACAGGACAUCAAUGCUCUCGACCUCACUGACGGACCGGAUCACAGCCCCAAACGUUUCAAUGCUAGGCUCAGUCCAACACUCAAGAGCGUGCUGAAACCCAGAUUCCAUUCUGAUGAGGAUACCAGGCCCAGUGUUAUGUUCUCCACCCCUGUCUCAGCCAACGCCCGUUGCCAGUCUGACUCCACAGCACUCACCAAAAUCACAAGGUUUGCUCUACCAGAACUGGAUGCAUCACAUAUUGAAGAAAUUGGAGUGAGCCCCAUAGCCACGCCACAUCCUAAUCAGCGCAUGUCACUAUCCAGCCACACACCUUUCCGCACUCCCAAAUCUGUGCGGCGUGGCAAGCCCUCCUCAGAUCAGCGUAUUCUCGGUACGCCAGAUUACCUGGCUCCAGAACUGCUUCUUCGACAAGGCGACGGACCCAGUGUAGACUGGUGGGCCUUGGGGGUCUGCAUGUAUGAAUUCAUGACUGGUGUGUUGCCAUUCAAUGACGAGACCCCUCAAGCUGUCUUCAACAAUAUUUUACAGAGAGAGUUAGAGUGGCCAGAUGGUGAUGAAGCUCUCUCACAGACAGCAUUCGAUGCUAUCAACAGCUUGCUGACGCUGGAUCCCCUGCAACGACCUUCCGGUGAGGUGGUCAAGCUGCUUCCACACUUCACCACUAUAGACUGGGAUCACCUGCUGGAAACUACACCUCCCUUCAUCCCUCAACCAGAGAGUCUGGGUGAUACUAGUUACUUUCAGGCUCGGAAUAUUCUGCAGCACCUCAAUAUGUCCAACUUUGAGAUGUAGAACGUUGUAAUGUAACUUAAGGAGAAACCGGUGUUGUACAUAAUAGUUAAUAGAAAGUAUUUUGAAUGAAA